AUGCAGUCAAAACCCGACGCCUCCAACGAGCCAGUGUCAGAGCCGGUCGAUGGUGACUUGAAAUCUUGGUCACUGUCUUCUCCAUCAGUAGGGGGGUUGUUAUCGACGGAGCUAGCAGGACUGCCGGCAGACGCUCGACGCGACGAACUUCCUGAUGACGAACUGGAAUCCGAACUUUCACAACAAGUCACCUCCGAUAAAGCACAAUGCGAUCUAACUACCGACAUUGGCAAAAACAUGCCUAUGCCAAUCAUAUCAGAUGCCGCCCACGCCUACAAUGAUUAUGUCGAUGAAAGAGCACAAACUAACAUCAUUUGGCAACGGAACCUUGGACUGCACGCGGCAAGCUGUAUCGUAGAAACUGGGGUCAUAGCGAAUCGGGAAGAGGCGAGCGUGCAGCAGAUGCAAGCCACCGCGGUGGCGAGGCUCCAGGGGGCGCAUACGCAGGUGCCGAAGAACCGGAAGAUCCUUCGGCAACCCUAA
Babesia ovata is the source of this 483-nucleotide messenger RNA. Its product is annotated as 4-hydroxy-2-oxovalerate aldolase, putative. Lineage: Eukaryota; Apicomplexa; Aconoidasida; Piroplasmida; Babesiidae. The coding region runs from base 1 to 483 and encodes 160 amino acids. The transcript has a single exon. The record is from RefSeq and is a predicted model, not a curated record.